Molecule: messenger RNA, 2537 nt
Organism: Caretta caretta (loggerhead turtle)
Lineage: Eukaryota; Metazoa; Chordata; Testudines; Cheloniidae
Gene: CEP19
Product: centrosomal protein 19
Biological process (GO): microtubule anchoring at centrosome; trans-Golgi to periciliary membrane compartment transport
Cellular component (GO): spindle pole; ciliary basal body; centriole
Source: RefSeq, a predicted model, not a curated record
CGUGUUGGGCAGCCCCGCUGGGGGCCAUACAGCCAUUCCUGCUGCAGAGGGGGCGCGGGGCGGUUGUCAUGGUAACCGAGAGGCCAGGGCGGUGUAUGGGGCUCCGGACGUCUACGCCGAGGUUAGGCUCCAGGGCUGCAGCUGCCAGGGAGAGACACCCUCCACCUCCUUCCCAACUCCAGCUCAGGGGCUGCCGUGGCAAGGGAGAGAGGGUACAUCCAUCGCAUUAGAAAGCGUACCAAGCUGCAGGUGAGUGUGGAUCUCAUCAGCAGAGGUGACCAUGAUGGAAUCCCAGAAUCGCAAAAGAGCUCCAACAUGGAUUGAACAGGAGGUACAGGAUCUGAUCGCUGUAUGGGGAGACGAAUCUGUGCUAUCAGAACUCCAUUCCAAAAGACUAAAUGCCCAAACAUUUGAAAAAAUCUCCAAGGGCAUGAAGGACAGAGGCUAUAACAGGGACCCGCAGCAGUGCAACAUGAAACUUAUGGAGCUCAGGCAAGCCUACCAAAAAACCAGAGAGGCAAAUGGCCAUGCGGGGUCAGAGCCCAGACAUGCCGCCUCUAUGGUGAGCUGCAUGCCAUUCUAGGGUGUGCAGCCACCACUAUCUCACCCCUGUGCUUUGACUCCAUCAAUGGAUUAUCACGCAACAGGGAUGCGCAUUUUGGGGACAAGGAAGAUGAGGAGGAGGAGGAGACUGAAGAUAGCACACAGCAAGCAAGCGGAGAAACCGUUUUCCCUGAGAGCCAGGAACUGUUUCUCACCCUGGACCUGGAGCCAGUACCCCCCGAACCCACCCAAGGCGGGCUCCCGGACCCGCCAGGCGGAGAAGGGACCUCUGCUGCAAAUGUUUCAACGCUCCCCCUAUCAUCUCCAUCCCAGAGGCUAGCGAAGAUUAGAGGGCGAAAAAACCGCACUCGUGAUGAAAUGUUCUCUGAGCUCAUGCAGUCCUCCCACACUGAAAGAGCCCAGCAGAAUAUGUGGAAGCAGACAAUGUCAGAGUCCAGGAAAGCACAAAAUGAACACGAGGAGAGGAGGAAUGAGCGAGAGGACAGGUGGCGUCGGUGUGGUGAGAGGAGGCAGGAUGCAAUGCUGAGGCUACUGGAGGAUCAAACUGAUAUGCUCCGGCAUAUGGUUGAGGUGCAGGAAAGGCAGCAUGAGCACAGACCGCUGCUACAGCCCCUGUGUAACCAUCCGCCCUCUUCCCCAAGUUCCAUAGCCUCCUCCUUUCCAUUUUCUACUUUUAAAUGUCCUACUAUUCAAUUAAAUUGAGAGUAUCUUUGUUCUUGUAUUAUGAGAAAAAGUAAAUAGUGAACAUUGAAGCACACACCUAGUAGAGCUCUGUAAGGUUUCAUUUUGUUCAGCCAGUAGCAUGAGCUGGGAUGACUUAUGUUGCAAAAAAGUGUGGCAUUCGUUUUCAGCCUCCAUCCAUUAUCCUGAUCUAUGAAGAUGAAAAUAAGGAUAGAGCACGCCAGCGCAUCAUGCCUAUCCGAAACUUCUCCAAGUUCUCAGAUUGCAGCAGGGCUGCAGAACAGCUGAAGAAUAACCCUCGGCACAAGGCUUACCUACAAGGGGUCUCACUGCGGCAGCUGCAGAAAUUAUACAGUUUGCUAAGAGGCCACUUGCAGGGACAGAGUUUGGCCCAGACCUUGGAGCAGAUUCAUCAGGAAGAGACCAUUGACCCAGAGGAGGACCUGAACAAACUGGAUGACAAGGAGCUGGCGAAAAGGAAGAGUAUCAUGGAUGAGCUGUUUGAAAAGAACAGGAAGAAGAAGGAUGACCCAGAUUUCACCUACAAUGUUGAGGUUGAGUUCCCACAAGAUGAGCAGCUGGAAUCCUGUGGCUGGGAUGCAGAGUCAGACAAUGAGUUCUGAUAAUGGACAAGGCCUCCUAGAUAAUCAGUAUGGAGAGACAAAACCCAUAUUCUCAUUACACAGAGAGCACAGUUACUGUGUCCAUCAUAUCGCAUCAGUCUACAGAGCUUGACUGACCGUGUUUACAAGCCAUACAACUGAUGCAUUUUACAUUGAUAAAUAAGAGAUCAGUGCCUGUGGUGUUUUAACAGUUUGGGGAAUAGACAAAUAAUUUUAAAAGUCUUACGUGAAGCUUGAUAAAAAGGGACAUGGGGAUAUUGAAAAUUAUUUUUAAAUGGUUAGAUUUGUAGCUGUUAAGUAAUUGAAAUAAUUUUAAAUCUCUGUCUUUCAGCAUUUGUUUGUUUACAUUUCGUUCAUCUUUGGCAAGGAAACUAGACUGAUUAUUUUUGUUUCUAUUCAAUUUUAUUUUAGUCUUUAAAAUACAGCAUUAAAGUUGCAAAUCUUUACAUCUAACUCAGGAGAAGAAACAUUCAGAUUCUUAUUGCAAAUAUCUAGUAUUUUGUUAUUAGUUAGGCUGUUGCAAGUGUUUUAAUCUAUACUCUGUAGACAAAUCAAUAUUGCAGUGAAAACUUUACCUUUAGAUUUCUUGAGUUGUGUUUAAAUCUACAAUCUCAGUGUUCCAUGAAUGUACGUUUUCGUAUUUAAGAAAUAAAAUAUUUAGAAAACAGA